AUGAGCUCAGGUGAAAAACCCAGAAUUGCCCAGACCAUGGAAGAGGCAGGAGCUGGGAGCAGGGGCCAGCCCGGAGCUUCCUUCACCAUUGAUUAUCUGCUCUUCACUAAGGGGAAGCCAGGCAGCAGAGAUCGGGCGCCUCCGACCUGCCAGCCACCGGACAGUCCUGGCUCCUCCGAAAGGAAAUCGGAGGAGGUGGUACAGGAGAACCCGCCUGUCCCUGGCUCUAUGGACCCGCUGGACAAACCCAACCAGUCUUACAUCGCCCUGAUUUCCACAGCUAUCCUCUCCUCCCCGGAAAAGAAGCUGCUGCUCUCAGAUAUUUACCAGUGGAUCAUGGAUAACUACCCUUACUUCAAAAAUAAGAAGAGCUGGCGUAACAGCGUGCGGCACAACCUGUCCCUGAACGAGUGCUUCGUCAAGGCGGGCCGAAGCGACAACGGCAAAGGCCACUUCUGGGCCAUCCACCCGGCCAACCUGGAGGACUUCUCCAAGGGCGACUACCACCGACGCCGGGCCCGCCGGCGCAUCCGCAGGAUGGCGGUGAACCUGAGCUGCUAUCACCCCUACGCCUUCUACGGACUCGGCUGCUGCCCUGCCCGUCACUGCCUGUGCUGCCCUCCUCACGCCAGCCCCGGCCCGGCUCCGCAUUGCCAGCCCGGAUUCCCACUGCUCCCUCUCUACCCACCUGCCUCCCAGCGCCACCCGCUCCUUGCCCCGGGGGCCCACAAAGCCCUGCCCCAGCAGCAGCUCAGCUGGUCCUGGCCCGGCCCCCACUUCCAGCGUCCGCUGCAGGCUCACCCGUACCUGUAG
Molecule: messenger RNA, 813 nt
Organism: Pelodiscus sinensis (Chinese soft-shelled turtle)
Lineage: Eukaryota; Metazoa; Chordata; Testudines; Trionychidae
Source: RefSeq, a predicted model, not a curated record